AUGCCAAAAUCAAAACUUAAAAAUGCUGCAAAAGAAUAUAUACUUACACAAAGUAGAAAUAGUGAUGAAAAAUUUUCAAAAUCUACUGUUACUGAAAAUAGUGAUCCAGAAUAUAGUGAUCAAAAAUAUAGUGAUCCAGAACUUUUAGUUUUUGAAUCUGAGAACAGUAAUAAGGAGAAAUUUAAUAAUAAAAAAACAGAACUUAAUAAGGAGGCUAGACAAUUAAUUUAUAAAAAUAACUUACAGAAGGCAGCACAAGGAUCAAUGAGUUUGGAUAAUUUUUUUAAACUGAUAAAAAAGCUAAAAAUUGAAUAUGAGAUGUUAGACUCAGAUAUAAGCGAUUUAGAUAUAAAAAAUGACAGUUCUAGUUUAAAACAAUUGUAUAAAUUAAAUAAUAAACUUAAAGAUAUAAAAAAUAUAAAUGCUUAUGAAUAUCUUUGUCUUUUGACUGUGCAUAAAUACCUUACUGCAAUCUUUAAUAAUUAUGAAGAAUUUCAAUCAUAUAUAAAAUUAAGUUUUGAAAUAUCACAACAAGUUUUUCAACAUGGUUUAUGA
Molecule: messenger RNA, 555 nt
Organism: Cetraspora pellucida
Lineage: Eukaryota; Fungi; Glomeromycota; Glomeromycetes; Diversisporales; Gigasporaceae
Source: the annotation of a GenBank genome assembly